Messenger RNA from Etheostoma cragini (Arkansas darter), 1564 nucleotides. It is a transcript of the gene hax1, whose product is annotated as HCLS1 associated protein X-1. Gene Ontology annotation, biological process: negative regulation of apoptotic process; regulation of actin filament polymerization. NCBI's taxonomy places the organism in Eukaryota, Metazoa, Chordata, Actinopteri, Perciformes, Percidae. The record is from RefSeq and is a predicted model, not a curated record. The transcript has 7 exons. Gene Ontology annotation, cellular component: mitochondrion; apical plasma membrane; sarcoplasmic reticulum. The coding region runs from base 181 to 1119 and encodes 312 amino acids.
GCAUCCUCUCCUUUACUUACGGUAACGUAGCAUUAUUACUGGUUGGGUCCAUAGAUUGCGUCAUUCUGAAAUAUCUAGAACGCUUUACGACACUGUUGACUGGGGUUUUUGUUUAUCCAGCGGGUAUCUGCUGGUAGAUUUAUUCAGUUAUGUUUUAGUUUUCUGCAAUAGUUAUUUGUAAUGAGUGUUUUUGACUUAUUUCGCGGGUUUUUUGGAGUACCUGGAGGCCAUCAUCGUGGAAGAAGGGACCCUUUCUUCGAUGCUAUGACUCAUGAUGACGAUGAGGAUGAUGAUGAUGAAGAAGAAGAUGGAUUUUACUAUGAUGGGUUCAGGGGCGACCAGCAGGACCCCUUUGACAGUGCCUGGAGGUUUGGGUUCAGCGUUGGCCCAGACGGGAUGAGGAUCCAGGAGCCUCCAGUGUUUGGCCAUGUCCUUAGGGAGAUGGAGGAUCUAUUCUCCCAGCUGGGCCACUGGGAUAGACAGACAUAUUCUGGAAACUUUGGUUCUCCCAGUAUCAUGCCGCUGCCACCUCAGGAACGAGAAGAGAGGAGUGGAGGGGAAUCUAGUGGGAACCCCUUUAGAGACUUUAUGCUCAAAUCCCCGGACAACAACUCACAAGGACCCCAAGCAGGGCCUUCUCGGGAGCCCAGAAAUAAUGGCCCCCCUACUUAUGAGUCACCAGACUUUCCCAGUUUACCAUUCCAUGGUUGGACCCCUUUCUCAAAGUUUAACAAUAUUUGGAAAAGAGGGCCAUCGAAAGCUCCAGAGGACGAGUGCAAAGGAGACAGAGAUCUGGACUCUGAAGUGUCCUCUAGGGGCCUGGAUCAGUUUCUGGCACCACCUGCUGGUCAGGCUCCGAACCAACCAAGGACCCGCUCAUUCUUCCAAUCGGUCAUUGUCACCAAGGUGGUGAAACCUGACGGGACUGUAGAAGAGAGACGAACAGUUCGAGACAGCCAAGGUAAAGAAGAGACCAUGGUAACCCGCUCAGGAGGUCCUGGUAGGCUGGAGGGACCAGACCGUCAAACUGGACCUGUCAUAUCAGGUGGUCAAAAUCCAUUUUCGGACUUGCGGGAUGAUGACUCCUUAUUCUCAAAGUUCUUUGGGGGGUUUAAAUAACACGUAAAGCGAAGUAUAAAGUGGAGUAUAUUCUCUGGGCAGGUUGACCAUAGAUUUUGUUCCAUGAAAACAUUACAGUCUUCUGUUUAUCUAGAGCUGUAAGUUUGCACAAAAAAAUAUAUAAAGUGUUUGUGGGUGUGGGUGUGGGUGUGUGGGUGUGUGUGGGUGUGUGUGGGUGUGUGUGUGUGAGUGGACAGAACAAUUGCAUGACCCUACUAAUGCCAAAGUAAAUGUUAGAUCAGAGUCUUUGGCCUGUCUAAGGACACACCAGGAUUUCUAGCUGAAUUAGAAUCUGCCAAUCCCAAAGACUAUUGAUUUUGACAAAUGGAGAGACAACAGGUAACAAACAAUUUACAAUUCAAUAUUUUGUUUUUGAAUUGUCCUGUAGGAUCAGUUUGUAUGUAUAUGAGUGUGUGCUAUGUCAAAUAAAGAGUUAAUAUAUUUA